This is a messenger RNA of Schistosoma turkestanicum, 1522 nucleotides long. The record is from the annotation of a GenBank genome assembly. Lineage: Eukaryota; Metazoa; Platyhelminthes; Trematoda; Strigeidida; Schistosomatidae.
GCUAAAUUGCCAAUCCAUUAAGCGAGGGUAAUUUGCACGGUUUCCCAAAUUCUUGGAUGUCGCUUAAUAAAGGCAUUGAGUUAGUCACCCGCGCAACGGCAGAAGAUAAGGCGAAAAAUUAUGCGGAAGCUCUCAGAUUGUACGAACAUGCGAUUGAAUAUUUCAUUCAUGCCAUCAAAUAUGAGGCUCCGAGUGAUCGGGCUAAAGAAUCGAUCCAGUCUAGUUGUGCGCGGUACCUUGACAGGGCGGAGCAAAUAAAGAAAUACAUGGCCUCAAAGGCUCGUGAAAAAAGUGAGGCAAACUCUGGUGGUACAAGAGAAAAAAAAAGAGAUGAUUCAGAUAAAGAAGACGGUGAAAGCUCACGUUUUCAAAUGCAGUUGCAAGGAGCGAUAGUGACGGAAAAACCUAAUAUCAGGUGGAGUGAUGUCAUUGGGUUACAGUCAGCAAAAGAAGCCUUAAAAGAAGCAGUAAUUUUACCUAUAAAAUUCCCACAUUUGUUCACUGGAAAGCGUACUCCUUGGAGAGGGAUUCUCUUAUACGGACCACCUGGAACUGGUAAAUCAUAUUUAGCGAAAGCUGUUGCAACCGAAGCAAACAAUUCAACAUUUUUGUCUGUUUCAAGCUCAGAUUUGGUUAGCAAAUGGCUCGGUGAAUCUGAGAAACUAGUGAGAUCACUUUUUGCAAUGGCUAGAGAACAGAAACCGAGCAUAAUCUUCAUUGAUGAGGUUGAUUCACUAUGUGGGUCACGAAACGACAACGAGUCCGAGUCUACGAGGCGAAUCAAAACUGAAUUUUUAGUUCAAAUGCAAGGUGUUUCUUCGAAUAAUGAUAACGUCUUGGUAUUGGCAGCUACUAAUACCCCUUGGACUUUGGAUCCGGCUAUACGUCGUCGUUUUGAAAAGCGUAUAUAUAUUCCCCUUCCUGAAACAAACGAACGUGUUAGUAUGUUCAAAGCGAAUCUGGAAAACAUAUAUCAUGAUCUUACGGAAAAAGAUUUUAUUGAACUUGGAACAAUGACCACGGGUUAUUCGGGUGCAGACAUAUCAGUCGUUGUUCGGGAUGCUUUAAUGAUGCCCGUUCGAAAGGUCCAAUUAUCAACACAUUUUAGAUAUGUUAGUGGUCCUUGUCCUACUAACCCUUCAAAAAUUGUCGAUGAUCUUUUAAUGCCAUGCUCCCCAGGAUUUUUUCAGGCAAUAGAAAUGAAUUGGCAAAGUGUCCCGAGUAAUAAACUUAGAGAACCCCCAGUUUCUAUGAGUGAUAUGUUGAGUUCAUUGGAACGAAACAAGCCAACUGUAAACGCUGAAGACUUAGCUAAACAUCGUAAAUUUACAGAUGAAUUUGGACAAGAAGGUUCUUGACUUUUCUUAAAGAAACGUCCAAUUAUUCAACUUCUUUCUUUAAAUAAAUUUUCGAAAUUCAUGUUUACUACAUUUUUGAUUUGCUUCCUUUCUUCCAACAGCAGAAAAACCUAAUUACUCGACUGAUAUAUAUAUAUAUAUAUAUAUAUAUAUAUAUUUAUAUA